Messenger RNA from Lachancea sp. 'fantastica', 1926 nucleotides. The record is from the annotation of a GenBank genome assembly. NCBI's taxonomy places the organism in Eukaryota, Fungi, Ascomycota, Saccharomycetes, Saccharomycetales, Saccharomycetaceae.
AUGUCCACAAUCAAGGAACGAUAUGAGAGUUCGCCAGGACCUUUCGUUUCGUUGGAGUUUUUCCCUCCGAAAACGCAGUCAGGAAAACAAAAUUUGAUGGCACGUAUGGGACGGAUGACAGCGUUGAACCCGCUUUUCCUAACCGUGACCUGGGGUGCAGGCGGUACUACAGCCAAAAAAACAUUAGAGCUGGCAGCUUUGGCUCAAAGAGAGCUAAACAUACCGGUGUGCAUGCAUUUAACAUGCACUAAUACUAGUAAGGAGGUCAUAGACAAUGCUUUGAAAGAAGCUCACAAGGCAGAUAUCCGUAAUAUUCUAGCACUAAGAGGCGACCCGCCUGUGGGUGAAGAUUGGGAUCAAGGAGACGCUCCAUCUGACUUUCAACACGCUGUCGAUCUUGUAAGGUACAUCAAAAAAGAGUACAACAACGAUUUUUGCAUUGGUGUGGCUGCUUAUCCAGAAGGCCAUUGUGAAGGUGAAGCCGAUGUUAUGGACCAUAGCCCACUGAGGGACUUGCCGUUUUUGAAGGAGAAAGUAGACGCUGGCGCAGAUUUCGUUAUCACACAGCUAUUCUACGAUGUUGAAAAGUUCUUGGCCUUUGAAAGUUUAUUCCGUGAGCAAAUAUCCAACACAAUUCCCCUAUUACCAGGGCUCAUGCCAAUCAACUCUUACCAACUGUUCAAUAGAGCAUCGAAACUAUCGCACGCUUCGAUUCCGGCGUCUAUCCUCGACCGAUUCCCCGCCGAAUUCCGUGGUGACGACAACAAAGUCCGUUCCAUCGGUGUCGACAUUAUUUCUGAAAUAGUGGAAACCAUAUAUGAAAGGACCAAGGGAAGGGUUAAGGGGUUUCAUUUUUACACUUUGAAUCUGGAGAAAGCUGUAGCACAGAUUGUGACCACUUCACCGUGCCUUGCAAAGAUAUUUGAAGAAGAAAAGGACGAUGAUCUGGUGGAUGGAAUUGAGGACAUAGCUUUAGAGGAUGCUGAUAUCUGCGACAGCGCAAAUGUGAAGAAAAGAAGACGCCAAUCAUCCACAAAUAAUCCUGAUAGGACUUCUAAUCGGGUUCUAAUUGACGACGAGAAUAAAAAUAUAGUCAAGGGAAGAGAGCCGUCUGGGGCACCAUCCAGAAAAGUUGUUCUGUCAAUAUCUCAAGGAUCUGGUAGUCUCGGUAGAGAUGCCACAUGGGAUGAGUUUACCAAUGGUCGAUUUGGUGACUCCCGUUCGCCAGCUUUUGGUGAAAUUGAUGGGUACGGCCCUUCAUUGAAAGUGAGUAACCAGAAAGCGUAUAAAAUCUGGGGACAACCACAGGGGUUCAAGGAUUUACAAGCCUUGUUCAUAAGGUAUCUGGAGGGAGCUCUGGAAGCAUUGCCAUGGUCUGAUCUCGGACUAUCACCUGAAACAGCAUUGAUCCAAGAAGAGUUGAUUCAGCUCAACGAACGCGGAUAUCUUACAUUAGCAUCUCAACCAGCGACUAAUUCUACUUCAAGCACGGACAAGAUUUUCGGAUGGGGCCCCCGAGGUGGCUAUAUUUAUCAAAAAUCGUUUGUGGAAAUGUUCGUGCAUAAGGAACAAUGGAACAAUGUCUUGAAGCCUAAACUUGAGCCUUUGUCUCCAAAUGUGAGUUUUUACGUUGGGGAUUCCGAAGAUGCUUUUUAUUCAAGUCUGGAAACCAACGGAUCUAGUGUAGUGACGUGGGGUGUGUUCCCAAAUUCCGAGAUUCUGCAAACUACCAUAGUAGAAGAAGAAUCAUUCAAAGCUUGGAGAGAUGAAGCUUUCAGUAUAUGGCUAGAGUGGAGCAAGCUUUUCCCCCGUGGAUCCGCCACUAACUCGCUUUUGAGACAAGUGCGUAAAGACUACUAUCUCGUGUCGAUUGUACAUCACGACUUUAGUCAGUGUGAUGCGCUGUGGGAUUUGCUGCUGACUUAA